This is a messenger RNA of Eutrema salsugineum, 3369 nucleotides long. RefSeq names its product replication factor C subunit 1. Gene Ontology annotation, biological process: DNA repair; DNA replication. The transcript is spliced from 23 exons. Lineage: Eukaryota; Viridiplantae; Streptophyta; Magnoliopsida; Brassicales; Brassicaceae. Gene Ontology annotation, cellular component: DNA replication factor C complex; nucleus. Gene Ontology annotation, molecular function: DNA clamp loader activity; ATP binding; ATP hydrolysis activity. The coding region runs from base 211 to 3099 and encodes 962 amino acids. The record is from RefSeq and is a predicted model, not a curated record.
CUGCUUAAGAGGUGUGCCUUUAGUAGUCACGGCGACCGUUUCUUCUUCGCCUAAAUCGCUUGUAGCCGAGAAAAUUCGCCGGAGGAGAAGCAAGGGGUUUAUGCAUGCUUCCAGUUCAUCGGAUCACGUAUCUUCGUUUAAUUCCGACUUCUAAUUUGUGGUUUGCUGCAGCAUUUUGCUCUUUGGUAUUCGAAGUCUCCACACGGGCAAAUGUCGGAUAUUCGGAAAUGGUUUAUGAAAGCCCAUGAAAAGGGAAAUGGUAGUGCUCCAAAUCGACUUCUUUCCAAGGCAGUUGCUGUGACUAGUGCUGCAGAGACUGCAUCCAUAAAAUCAGAGCAGGCUAGUGAAGACCAGGAAAGUGCUGCUAGAAGAAAAACGAGCAAGUAUUUUGGUAAAGAUAAAACAAUAGCUAAAGAUGAGAAAGAGGUGGGAGAAAUUCCUGCCAAGAGGAAACUUAAGACAGAUUCUGAUGAUUUAGGCAAGUCCCGUCCAAGAAAGGCUAUCAAGGUUGAUGAUGACGAUGAUGAUUUUGAGGUACCUAAUUCAAGGAAGACUCGUGAUAGCACUCCCAGCAAAAAACUAAAGUCUGGAUCAGGCAGAGGAGUCACAAGUAAAGCCGUUGAUAUUGACGAGGAUGAUGAUGGUGAAGAUGCCCAAGAAAAAGAGACUCCUCUAAAAUCAGGUGGAAGAGGCCGUGGCGGUAGAGCUGCAUCAGGGGCCUCAACUGGUGGAAGAGGUAGAGGUGGAGGGCGAGGUGGGUUUAUGAAUUUUGGUGAAAGGAAAGACCCACCGCAUAAAGGAGAAAAGGAAGUUCCUGAAGGCAACCCUGAUUGCUUAGCUGGAUUGACAUUUGUAAUUAGUGGAACACUUGAUAGUUUAGAAAGAGAAGAAGCAGAAGAUCUGAUAAAGCGACAUGGUGGUCGUGUUACAGGCUCUGUUAGCAAGAAAACGACUUACCUUUUGUGCGAUGAAGACAUCGGCGGAAGGAAAUCCGAAAAGGCUAAAGAGCUGGGCACUAAGUUCCUUACAGAGGAUGGCCUAUUUGACAUGAUCCGUUCCUCUAAACCCGUUAAAAAGUCUCUACCUGAAAGGACCAACAAAGGCACUGAAAAAGUCAGUGCACAGCUGAAGAUAAGUCCUCAGAAGGAAGAGACAAGAGGCAAACUUGUAGCGAAAAUUUCACCCAACAAGGUUCCCCCACAUUCCUCACCAGCAAAGGCAAAAAAGAAAAUUAUCCAGACUUCCUUGCCAUGGACGGAAAAAUACAGACCGAAGGUUCCAAAUGAGAUUGUUGGGAAUCAGUCAUUGGUUACUCAGCUUCACAACUGGCUGUCCCAUUGGCAUGAUCAAUUUGGGGGUACUGGAAGUAAAGGAAAGGGGAAGAAAUUAAAUGAUGCCGGUGCCAAGAAGGCUGUGCUUAUGAGCGGAACACCUGGUAUUGGAAAAACAACAUCAGCAAAGUUGGUUAGUCAGAUGCUUGGUUUCCAGGCAGUUGAGGUUAAUGCUAGUGACAGUCGUGGAAAGGCAAACUCGAAUAUCGCCAAAGGAAUUGGUGGUAGCAAUGCAAAUACUGUAAAAGAACUUGUCAAUAACGAAGCUAUUGCUGCUAACAUCGAUAGGUCAAAGCACCCAAAGACGGUUCUAAUCAUGGAUGAAGUAGAUGGAAUGUCUGCAGGCGACAGGGGAGGUGUAGCAGAUCUUAUUGCUAGCAUUAAAAUAUCAAAAAUUCCUAUCAUCUGCAUUUGUAAUGACCGAUACAGUCAGAAACUGAAAAGUUUAGUAAACUACUGCCUGCCCCUCAAUUUCCGGAAGCCCACAAAACAGCAGAUGGCAAAAAGGUUGACACAUAUUGCUAAGGCAGAAGGCCUUGAAGUUAAUGAAAUUGCCCUGGAGGAACUCGCUGAGAGAGUGAAUGGUGACAUACGUUUGGCCCUAAAUCAGCUACAAUAUAUGAGCCUGUCCAUGUCAGUCAUCAAGUACGAUGAUAUCAGGCAGCGCCUGCUAAGCAGUGCGAAGGAUGAAGAUAUUUCGCCUUUCACAGCUGUUGACAAGUUGUUUGGUUAUAAUGGUGGGAAGCUGAGAAUGGAUGAACGGAUUGACCUUAGCAUGAGUGAUUUUGAUUUGGUUCCCCUUCUUGUACAGGAAAACUAUCUCAAUUAUAGGCCAAGUUCCACCGGCAAAGAUGAGGCAAAACGAAUGGAGUUGCUUGCUCGUGCUGCUGAAUCUAUUGCAGAUGGAGAUAUUAUCAACGUGCAGAUUCGGAGACAUAGGCAAUGGCAACUCUCUCUAUCUUCCUGUGUUGCAUCUUCUAUUCUCCCAGCUUCAUUGUUGCAUGGAUCAAGGGAGGUGCUCGAGCAGGGAGAACGUAAUUUCAAUAGAUUUGGUGGGUGGCUUGGCAAGAAUUCUACUGCAGGAAAAAAUACAAGGUUGCUGGAGGAUCUGCAUGUUCAUGUCCUUGCUUCCCGUGAAUCCAGCUCUGGAAGGGAGACUAUUCGUGUUGAUUACCUUCCCCUUCUCUUGAAUCGCUUGACGAGCCCACUUCAGACACUACCUAAGGAUGAAGCUGUUUCAGAAGUUGUUGAAUUCAUGAACUCCUACUCUAUAAGCCAGGAGGACUUUGAUACUAUUAUGGAGUUGGCAAAAUUUAAGGGACGUGCAAAUCCAUUGGAGGGUGUCCCACCUGCAGUUAAAUCAGCUUUGACUAAAAAAUAUAAUGAGACGAAUAAAACCAGAAUGGUACGUGCUGCUGACAUGGUUCAGCUUCCGGGAAUGAAAAAGGCGCCAAAGAAGAGAAUAGCUGCAAUGCUUGAACCAAGUGUUGAAAGUUUGAAAGAUGAAGAUGGUGAACUGUUGGCAGAAAACGAAGAAGAAAAUGAAUCAGACGCUGAAGACUCAGAAGAAGCAACCGAUGGAGAAAAGCUGGAGUCAAAUCUAAAAAAUCUGAAUGCUAGAGGGAUUCAAGUUGAAGUGGAUGUGAAAGGAGCUGGAAGUUCAGGUUUAAGAAAGGCAGCGGGUAAAGGCAGAGGCAGAGGCAAAGCAGCAGAUGCCUCUGAGAAGAAAGCUGCAGGACGAGGCUCUGGUGCCAAGAGAAAGAGAUGAGAAGCCAGAGAAGCCAAAUCGUUUCGGUUUUCCGGCAAUUUUACUAAGAAAUGUCUCUUUCUGGAGUGUUCAUUUUUGGGUACAGAGGAUUUUAGUUUUUUUUUUUUUUUUCCCUUUUACUGGAUUUGCAACUGAAUGUAGGCUGCUUCUGGAGUUUCAAGGGCGGAUUCUAGUUUGUAUUGAGCGCAAAAUGCCAUUUGCUGUUUUACUGAUAUGGAGAAAAAAAAACUACCACAACAAGACAAAACUUCAUAAUGAGUGUACUUAGCA